This is a messenger RNA of Dromaius novaehollandiae (emu), 3542 nucleotides long. RefSeq names its product TGFB induced factor homeobox 2 (gene TGIF2). The coding region runs from base 397 to 1263 and encodes 288 amino acids. Gene Ontology annotation, molecular function: DNA-binding transcription repressor activity, RNA polymerase II-specific; RNA polymerase II cis-regulatory region sequence-specific DNA binding. The record is from RefSeq and is a predicted model, not a curated record. Gene Ontology annotation, biological process: negative regulation of transcription by RNA polymerase II. NCBI's taxonomy places the organism in Eukaryota, Metazoa, Chordata, Aves, Casuariiformes, Dromaiidae. The transcript is spliced from 3 exons.
GGCCGCCAGGUACCGGGCCGAGCCGCACAAAGGAGCGGCGCCGCCGCCGCGCGAGGGCCCGGGCAAAGUUUGCGGGAGCCGCGCGGGGCAGCGCGGCCGGCGGCGCCCGGCUCUUUUGUUCGGGCGCGGCGCUGCCCCGCUGCGGCGCCCCGCGCCUCGCCCGCCCCGCGGCGGGGCCGCGGCGGUGACAGCCGGGGGCGGGCGGGCGGGCCGGGGGCGGGGGGCCCGGCCCAAGUUCCUGCCUCCUUGGGAACAAAGGGAACUCUGUCUCGGCAUCUGUCACCGCCGCGGCCCGCAAACUUUUCCGUGCGCCUCGGCCGCUCGCCGCCCGGCCCCGCCGCUGCGGGCAGGGCCCCGGCCCUCACCCGCGGCCCCGGAGCGGCGGCGGCGCCACCCAUGCAAGGGCCGAGGCGGCGGCGGCGGCGGCCCGGCGGCUUUAGCCAGGAAAGAUCUGCAGGCAGCUCCACCAUGUCGGAUAGUGACCUCGGGGAGGACGACAGCGCCACAUCUCUGGACCUGUCUCAGUCAAAUAAGAGGAAAAGAAGGGGAAAUCUGCCCAAGGAGUCCGUGAAGAUCCUUCGGGACUGGCUGUACGAGCACCGCUUCAAUGCCUACCCCUCCGAACAGGAGAAGCUCAGCCUCUCUGGACAGACCAGCCUCUCUGUGCUGCAGAUCUGCAACUGGUUCAUCAACGCCAGGAGACGGCUGCUCCCCGACAUGCUGCGCAAGGACGGGAAGGACCCCAACCAGUUCACCAUCUCGCGCCGAGGGGGCAAAGCCGGCGACGUGGCCCUGCCGCGAGGGGCUGCCGCGGGCUCCGGCGUGCUGGUGGUACCUCCCGUGACGGCCGCGGCCGCAGGGGCCUCCAAGAUGCUGUCGAUGUCCGUGUGCCCGCAGGUACUGUGCCACCCCGCGCAGGCGCUGGGCAGCAACCUCACGGUGGUGAGCGCCCGCAGCCCCGACAGGGAGAAGCAGCCCGGCCCGCAGCGAGCGGAGCCGGACCCUCACCCCAAGCCGCAGCUGGGCGCCGCCGGCAGCACCAUGGCCUUGCUGGCCCGGGCCGACGCAGCCAGCCCCACGAGCGGACUCUUCAACACGCCGCCCCCGACGCCCCCCGAGCUCUUCGGCGAUGACUUCAGCAGCUUCCAGCUCCUGGUGGAGGUGGCGCUGCAGAAAGCGGCCGAGCUGGAGUCGCAGAGGCAGAGCGGGCAGCUGCCCCUUCCGCCGCAGACUGAGCCCCCGGGAGUCUCUGUCUCCAAAUAACGCCCCCAGGCCGGUUCCCGCCGGGCUGCCCUGCCUCGGGGCCACCCGGCCCCUCCCGGCUGCGGGUCCCUCUCCUCCGGCCAGGCCGGGGGUUCCCCUGGCAGGGGCCUGCACCUCCCCAACCGGCGCAUCUCAAAAGCGGACUUCUGCAUCCCGAGGGGCUCCGGCAUCUCCGUCGGCCCGGGGAGAGGGAGGAUCGUCCUACCGUGUCAUCCUUUGGGUGCCCACGUGCUCGGGAGAUAGCCAGCUUCCCUCAGAGGCCCCUUCCACACCAGCCGCGGCGAGGACGGUGCCUCGGGAGGUGCCGGAGGGAUGCAGCCACAGCAGUUUAGCCGUUGUGAAAGGACCUUUGCAGAUAACUGACCUCUCAUUGCCACAACUGUCCAUUACUGUGUCAGGCUGUGGAGCCCCCUCGGAAAACCUGCUGACUUUCUUCGUUUUCUUUCCUCUAAACAAGGGUCCAGCCAAAACUGUUUCUUCAGGGCAUGACAGAGAGAAACUUUUUUCUAUUCCUAGUUCAUGUCGUUGUUUUUUAAGGAUUAUGGAUGAAAAGCUUUUCUCCCAAAGCUCUCUGAUCUCCUCCUGGGUUUUUCCUACCUUCUUCCCCUUUUCUGUGAAGGGCCUUUUUGGUACCUCGUGCUGGCUGCGUUGCUUGGGGAAGGACAAAGAUCAAAUGAACUGGAAACCUGAAGUCUGUGGCAUUUUCUCGCAUGGAAAAAAGUGAGACCCUCCUCUUCUGUCUUAGGGUGUUACAGAUGCUGCCAGUAGAAAUCUCCAUGGUGCUGUUUAGCAAGUUUGUUUUGAAACAUUUUCCCUUUAAUUGUGAUUUACUAUAUAAUUUUUUUUUUUUUUUUAAACAAGCAUUUCCACAGCUUCCCUAUGUUUCUCUUGAGGUCCUGCUGAAGAUGUGCACGUUGUGUCCUGGAACAGAGCGCACCAUGCAGAGCCUGGGAAACGCUGACCACGGGCAGCUGCAGGGUGGGGGGGAUGCAAAUCUGAGACUGUGAAAUUUUUGUACCCAACUUUUUUUUUUUUUUUUUUUUUUUUUUAUGUUUGGAAAGAGGCCUGUUCUGAGCAGGGGCAGUCUGGGUGUUUUGCAAGCGUGACGCUCGCAGCCUGCAGACGGCAGUCCCGGGAAGCAGAGUUGUCUUUAGCCAGGGCAGUGCUGAUGAGCUGCCUGUGAAAUACAGGAUGCUUCAAGUCCUCACAUCGCUUCCCUCUUGAGGGCUGUGUGCAGUUAUGCCUGGCCGUGCUGGGGACCUCUAAUGACAAGCUGGUGUCUGCUGGGUGCUGGACUGGUUUCCCCCCCCCCAUGCCCCAGCCCUGCUUGCCCUGGCUGGGGGGGAUUUGGGGACCCAGGGCAGUUCCCUGCUGGGCAUUGCCCACCAGUGCCGGGGGCGAGUGGGAGCCAGGGCCCUAGGUGCUGCAGAGGUCCUGGGGCGGAGAUAUUGCUGUUUCACUGUAAAAUGUAAGUUAAAUAGCGAUAUGUACACACCUAUAUUAUCUAUCCCAAGAAACACUAAUCCUAGGUUAUUAGCCUGAUUAUUAAGUUGCAUGAAUAGAGAUAUUAAUGUCCUCAGGACCUGAUGCUCCCCUCGAGCACGGUGGCUGGAGCCAGCGGCACCAGGAUGGAGCAAGGGGGCUGUGGGCUGAGCGGGCCUGGCAGGGAAAAGCACUGGUUGGAGAGUGUGUGCGUGUGUUUUCCCCCCCCCCCCCCCCCCCCCCCCCCCCGUUCUUGUUCUGAGGAAAGGCGACAGCAGAGGAGGCACAGGGGGAGACCAGAGUGAGUUCUCAGGCGCCGGCAUGGGCCGUGGAAAGGUUUGAUGGCGACGCGUCACGUUGGCUGAGCACCCCUGUGCAGCGCGGGGCACCACUGCUCCCCGGCUGGGAAGGAUGCAGGAGGGCAGCGCUGCCCUGGGCUGAUGGCCACAGUGCGUCCUCGUCUCCCACGGUGGCAGGACUAUGGCCUUUGCCCUCUGCCUCCAUUCUGGGGCAAACCCUGGAGCUGAGUAGCCCUUUCUUCCCACCAUCCUCCAGUGCUGUCUCAUCUGUGCGGGUGGGAACGGGAUACUUUUCCCUCAUCUCCCCUUUUCUGCCCCAGUCAAAGCAGAGCAGGACUGGGGAGGUCCUGUGCUGCACCAGGCACAGGAGCUGCCCUAGAGGACAGGAUGGAAGGAGAUGGGGUGGGGGGAAGUACCAGAUCAAAACUUAUGGAGCAGAAAACUACUGUAAAUAACUUCUUGUUUGUUCUGUUGUCAAAUAAAAGUUUUUCAGUUUUU